AUUACGAGGGGGUGGCUAUUCCUUGCAGCGGUGCUAUUCAACCAUUGACUCGUCAUCUUACCAAUGAAUUCAUUGUCACAAUUCCAGAUUCCAGACUUGUGGGAAGUCAAGGAUGUCAUCAACAAAGUACGCAAUGUCGUCUUGAAUUACACAGAGAUGGAAGCUAAAGUUCAUGAAGCGACGAAUAACGAGCCUUGGGGUGCCUCAAGCACACUGAUGCAGGAAAUCGCGCAAGGAACCUUCAACUACCAAUACUUUAACGAGAUUAUGCCCACUCUAUUCAAACGCUUCACCGAGAAAGAAGCUAAACAAUGGAGACAGAUAUACAAGGCACUCGUUUUACUGGAAUAUUUGGUGAAGAACGGCGCUGAGCGUGUCAUUGACGAGGCAAGAUCGCAUAUGGCUACCAUUAAAAUACUACGCAAUUUCCACUACAUAGAUGAGAAGGGUAAAGAUCAAGGAAUCAAUGUUCGUAACCGAGCAAAGGAGCUUGCUGAACUCCUUAGCGAUGUGGAGAAGAUAAAGGCUGAGAGGAAGAAGGCCAAGCAUAACCGCAACAAGUACACAGCCGUUUCUAGCUCUUCGGGCGGUGGUGGUGGUUAUAGUGGCGGUGGUAGCUCUUCUCGAUAUGGCGGCUUUGGCAGUGAUUCCGGCUACACUGCUGGUGGCAGUGGUAACGGUGGUUUCAGCGCAGGUGGCGGUUAUAGCGGAAGUGGUGGUUUCGGCGGAGGCUUUGAUGAUGACUUCUCUGAUUCAUACGAUAAAGGAAAAUACGAUGAUGAUGGAUCUUUUGAAGAUGAUGAUUCAAGCGACAAGAGUAAGACAAAGACAGCAAACUCGGAUACCAACUCAGCUGUUUCUCCUAAGCCAGCCAAGCAACCCGUUAAAGAGGUUAAUCUCUUUGAUUUUGAUGAGCCCACAACCUCACACACCAGCACACAGCCCACUUCCAACGUGGCUGACGAUGAUGAAUGGGGUACCUUUUCAUCUGGUGGAGUUGCGAAUGAUGACUUUGAUGAUUUCCAAAGCGCCGCCCCCAUCAGUUCUACCAAUACAUUUACAGCACCAUCUGCCGCAAGCUCCAAGGUGGCUGCACCAUCCAAGCCUGCUCAAAGCAACGAUUUGUUUGAUCUUCUUGGCGAUGAUAGCUUUGCACCCGCUCCUUCCAAUGUUAGCGCAGCUCCUGCCACAAUGAAUGCUCAAAAUAUGUCUUCAAUGGCACCCAUGGGUCAACAUGUAACUGCAAACAACCCUUCCAGCCCUCCUGCUACCACGGCAGGAAAGAGCAAUGACUUAUGGUCCCAAGCAUCGAGCUUGGUUUCUCUUGAUUCCCUCGGAAAAGGUAACAACCAAAACAAGCCCACUGUCGGACCUUCCAUGAAUUCAUUGAAGAGCAGUGCAACAGCGUCAGAGUGGAGCUCAUGGGCUAACGCCUCCUCAAAGCCUCCCAUGAACAACUUUGGUAGUUUCACCAGUCAACCUGCUCAGCAGCAACAGACUAAACCAUCUACGAAUGCGUUCGAUGACCUUUUGCUAUAGAAAAUUUUUCUUUUAUCUCAGUUCAUUAUGGAUAUGUAAAACGUUGACCUCCAUUGCUAUAGAGGUAUUUUAAAAUUAUCAUCUGUGGCAAACUCUCAUUCUCGUGUGGUUUUUGGGUCUAUGAAUAUGACACACCACAGCACAGUACAUUAAAUCAAAAAUCUAAAAAGCAAAGAUAUGCGCG
Messenger RNA from Umbelopsis ramanniana AG, 1723 nucleotides. RefSeq lists its product as uncharacterized. Gene Ontology annotation, cellular component: clathrin vesicle coat; endosome; plasma membrane. Lineage: Eukaryota; Fungi; Mucoromycota; Umbelopsidomycetes; Umbelopsidales; Umbelopsidaceae. Gene Ontology annotation, molecular function: clathrin binding; phospholipid binding. The coding region runs from base 64 to 1539 and encodes 491 amino acids. The transcript is spliced from 7 exons. Gene Ontology annotation, biological process: endocytosis; Golgi to endosome transport. The record is from RefSeq and is a predicted model, not a curated record.